Messenger RNA from Cynoglossus semilaevis (tongue sole), 4406 nucleotides. Its product is annotated as ataxin-2-like. The transcript is spliced from 25 exons. Gene Ontology annotation, molecular function: mRNA binding. The coding region runs from base 654 to 3767 and encodes 1037 amino acids. Gene Ontology annotation, cellular component: cytoplasmic stress granule. Gene Ontology annotation, biological process: cytoplasmic stress granule assembly. The record is from RefSeq and is a predicted model, not a curated record. NCBI's taxonomy places the organism in Eukaryota, Metazoa, Chordata, Actinopteri, Pleuronectiformes, Cynoglossidae.
ACAUCACUAGUGUGUUGUGUUCGCCAGCUCAUGUGUGCCACAAAACACCUUUUGACAUUUCACGGACUUCCUGAAAAUAGUUCCAUGUUGUCUGUGCACGUUCUCCUAAUAACGAAUAUCAGGUUGUAAAUGAUGGCGGUUUAAAAAUAAAUGUCUACAAUUUUCUCCCGUUUUGAAUUCUUGGUUGUCAGUGAAGAUAUGGAGAUUUUGAUGAGAAACCAUGACUCGUUCCGCCUAUCCUAUAUCCCUCCGCUGUUUUUUGUCUGCUUUCAGACUGUUUUGGUGUUUUUGCUGUUAGCAACGGUAACAACCUGGGAUAGCAGUAAAACCUAUUUUGAGAUAAUUUAACUUUUCUUUUGAAAGUCGCAAAAUUGACACGCCGUCUAGCGCUUAUGUUUCUUUAGAAGGAGUGCUUUGCACGCGUUGUUUUAAAAAAAAAACAUUUUUUGUUUAAUACCAAUUGUACAAAUUGCUAAGUGAGCUAGUAGUCAGCUAGCUUGUUAGCACAGCCCUUACAAUUUAGGAGGCACAUUGACUUUAGCCUGUCAGCUAACCUGCGCUAACUUUAGCGAGCUGUCACACAGGCACACGCCGUCUGGUCGACAAGAAAUUGCGGCUAGUCUUUUUAAGACGCCGUCUUUUAUGGGAUCACUAUGUCAAUGAAGGCCGGUGGAAAUCGAAGCAAGACCGGCAGUGGCAACGCCUCUGGUGCCCAUGCCUCUGGAUCUGGGGGAAACAGCGGGGGAAGACCGAAUCUGGGCAGGGGAAGACACAGCGGUAAAGGUCCUACAGCAGUCUUUUUUAAUGGGGUGUAUGCAAAUAUGAGGAUGGUCCAUUUCUUGACUUCAGUAGUGGGGACCAAGUGUGAGCUGAAAGUAAAAAAUGGAGCAGUCUACGAAGGAGUCUUUAAAACUUACGGUCCAGAGUGUGACCUGGUAUUGGAUGCAGCCCACAGAAAGAGCGCAGAGCUCAGCAUAGGCCCCAGGAAAGAGGACAUUAUGGAGAGCAUCAUUUUCAAGGCCUCAGAUGUUGUGGUCGUGACCUUCAAAGAUGUCGACCUGAGUUUUGCCAAGAAAGUCUCCCCUGAUGCAGAUAACUUCACAGAUGCAGCAGUGGGUGGAUGGAUCAAUGGUGAGCACAAAGAGAAAGAUCUGAAGCCAUGGGACGGAGGAGAGACCCACAACUCAGACAGCCUAGAGUCUCUCGACACAGAUGUGUCAAAUGGGUGGGACCCCAACGACAUGUUCAAGUACAAUGAGGAGAAGUACGGAGUAUUGUCUACAUAUGACAGCAGCCUGGCCACAUAUACGGUCCCUCUGGAGCGAGACAACUCUGAGGAGUUCCUCAAGAGGGAGGCGCGCGCUGCCCAGCUUGCAGAGGAGAUUGAGGCCAGUGCUGCGUACAAGGCACGUGCUGCCCUGGAGAAUGACGAGAGGUCAGAGGAGGAUAAAUAUACUGCUGUGGUUCGAGGGGAAAGGGAGACUCACACACUGAGUAGCAGAGAAUACUUUUCUCCAGGUCAGAGAAACAGGGAGGGAAUGUCAUGGGGGCCUGGACGUCAGAAUUUUCCUCGUCUGUCUCAAAGCUCAGUUGGACCUUGGACUCCUCGACCCGGUCCUCAUGACUACAGCUCCAAUUCUGGGGCCGACCAGAGGGUUGUCAAUGGAGGUCCACCCAGGAUGUCUCCAAAAUCCCAGCGUACACCACGUACUCACAGAGGGCCGCCCUGCAGGACCAGUGGUAUACCAUCAGGAGUAGACUUAAUUUCCCACAAUGCUGCAGGAGAUGUCCCAGUGACUCCACCGACGAGGAACAGCUCUUCUGGAGGGACGUGGUCCUCAGUAGUUAGUGGAGCUCACAGACCUCGGUCUCCUCGACAGAACAGUGUGGGCGGAGCCUCCCCUGGCUCCUCUUCCCUGUCCCCUCAAAUAGGAGCUGCUCCUGUGGAAACUCUUGCUGCACCAACGUCAGCUUCUCCUAUUGCUGCAAGCACCGCUCCCAACAUGGUCGCGUCUUCAUCAGGAGAUGCAAAAGAAUGUCGUAUUCAGGAGAACAAACAAACAUCCCCCUCUGCUAACAAAGAGAACAUCAAGCCCUUGGACAGCUCACCUAGUAUCAGCAGACCAGUAUGUAAAGGACCCCCUUCUAUGGCCUCAGGCCACAGAAAACAAAUAGAUAAUUUAAAGAAAUUCAGUGUAGAUUUUAGGUUGCAGUCUAGUUCAAAUCCAGACCCCACCCUUGACCAGAUGAUGACCAAGCCUCCCAGAGAUCCAGCAGACAAACCUAAAGAUCUUCCUACGGACAAAACAUCCACAGUGGGACGAGAUGGCACCGAGGAAGGCGUCGCAGUGAUCGCUGCCAGCGGCCUCGGCAGCGCCACCGCUUCAUCCACCACCACAAACACCAAUAAACCUGGCAGCCCUGCUGCACUCUCCCUGUCUCCAUCAACCCUGGACAUCAAGAGGACAGGAAUGGAUGUGACUUCACAGGGGGUUCAGACGACGGGCACGUCCACAUUCAGUGGGCCCAAGCAUGAAGAAAAGGAGGACAAAAAGGAGGCAGUACAAGACCAAGUAGGAAAAUCAACCCUGAAUCCAAAUGCCAAUGAGUUCAAACCCCGGUUCAACACACAGCCCAAACCAGCCAACACCCCGACCCCUCCUCGGCCUCAGGGUCAGCCCAGCCCCUCCAUCCUUGUACAGCAGCCCCCUACAAUCUAUGGUCAGCCAGUCUGCUUCCCACAAAUGUACCCGCUCACUUCAGUCAGCCCUGGAGUGCAGAAAAGCAUAAUAUGGAAGUCUCCAGCCAUGUAUCAGGUCCAGAUGCCCCACAUGACGGUCAGCCAGUCUAAACCUUACAGACCAGGUAAAGUAUCCAACAUGCCCCAGCAGAGGUCAGACCAGACCAUGAUGCACCCAGCCACAGCAGCAGGACCACCUAUUGUAGCACCAAGUCCCGCCUAUACUGCCCAGUACUUCACCUGCAGCCCACAGCAGUUCACCAGUCAGCCACUGGUCCAGCAGAUGACCCACUACCAGUCACAGGCGCAGCAUGUGUUCAGUCCAGUGAUGCAGAGCAGUGCCAGAAUGAUGGCUUCCACACACGGACAACCCAGCCUCGUCUCUUCUUCAACCGCACAGUACCCAGAGCAGACACACACAAUGUAUAUGUCUCCAGGGCCGAUGCCUCAGCAGUACGCCCACUCCAGCGCUGCCUUGCACCCUCACCCACAACACCCACAGCCGUCUGCCACGCCUACAGGUCAAGCUCAGCAGGGUGGUCCCCCACAACACGGCGGUCCUCCCAGUCAUCCAGCUGCUAGUCCGGUACAGCACCCACAGGCAGCAGCAGCAGUGGCAGCCCAGGCUCUCCACUUGGCCAAUCAGACUUCACAGCAGCAGAUGUACUCAGCUCUGGCCCACACGCCCCCCUCCAUGACCCCAGGGCCCAACUCUCAGUCUCCACAGGCAUCUUUCCCCUCUGCCCAGCAGACUGUUUACAUCCACCCGCAACAGGUGCAGCACGGCUACAACCCCAACCACAUGGCUCACGUGCAGCAGGCCCAUAUGCAGUCUGGCAUCAUUCCAUCCCACCACCCAGCACCCACCCACCCUCCCAUGAUGCUGAUGACCACUCAGGGUCAUCCUGGGGUUCCACAGCCGCCCAUGCCUCAGACGGCCCUCAACCCCAUCCCUGUUUCUUCUACCACACAUUUCUCCUACCUGGCACAUUCACAAGUGCAGCCUCAUCAUCAGCAGCAACUGUAGAUAGAGGACACCAGUGAGCUGAGGGACCCCCGCUCUGCAUAACGCUUCUCAAACAAAGAGUUUUCAUCAGUAGGCAAUGAAGAGUAUGAAAGUCCUUCCUCUCCCCUCUGUGCUCAUCCUCACCAAGACAGGCUUCAAAACAGCUUCUCUCUCUCUCUCUCUCACACACACACACACACACAAACAUACACUUCCAGGGGUACAUACUACAAACGCGAGUGAGCUUUGCCAAGUAUCUAAAUGAGAUUGAGGGUAACCAAUCAGUAAGAACGGAGAAGAAAAAUUAACAGAACUUGUAUUUGUCUGCACCUUGUUCUGGAGAAAAGAGAACAAAAAGCAAAUCUUCCAACUUGACAACACGGGUAUUAAUCCUACGGUUUACUGCUGCUGCUUUGUGCUGCAUUUGAGUCCACCACAGGUUUCUAACCAAACUAAAACAAAUGACACGGAAGAGGCGUUGGCAGCCAAAAGACGGGGAGAAACCUUAUUUACGAAACUCUAACAGCUGAGGUGAUCAGAUCCCAUUUCUCACCUGACCCUUAUGUAACUUUUAAGUUAAAACUUUUACUUUGUAGAUAUUAUAAAUUAUUUAACAAAAUGAGCAAAAAAAUUUAAAAACAAUAAAGUUUUAAAAACUGA